GUGCACAACUAUUACGAGCAGAGGACACAGGAGCGAGACUAAGACAAGCAGAGACAAAUGUGCACAGAUGAGAUGCCUAAUAAAGUACAGGAGGUAGCAGAGCCGAAGCAAGAAGGUAUACAGCAAGGUCUAUAAACUGGAAGACAUGGAUGGUCAAAAGGGACUAACCAUCGACCAUCUCAUGGAUGGAGCACUGGUCACAUGGAUCCGAACCUUUGAGCAAUCUCGUGCAUUUGACUGUGGACCACUAUCUCCUAUGAAAGAUCCUCUGAGAGAAUAUCUGCAAUUGACUACAGGAUGCUCCCUGCACUACAUCAUGAGUUAUAUUGACUCCCGUCCGUACCAUGGAAAUGUGGAUCUCCACGGGCUGAAAAUGAGACUGCGAUCUUAUUACCAGGAUGAACUCCAGCAAUUGAUCCUGAUGUCACUUCCAGACACACAUCUUAUCUCUCAGGACCCAGUUUCAGAUGCCUCCCUGAAAGAGAUGGAGAAGAUUUUAUCACUGAUGCUUGGAGCUGCUGUACAGGGAGAGAGUCGUGAAGAAAUAAUAGGUGGAAUUCGUAGUCUAAAUUUAGAUUUCCAAACCAACUUGGCGGAGAAAAUUCAGGAGAUGACUCAAGACCCUCAGAAAGUAUUAGUUCUCCCAGAGUCAGAGUUGUGUCAGCUCUCCCAUUCUGACCUGGAGGAUGUGGUCCAUGUGUUAUGUGCUCACUUAAAGGAAAUCCUGAAGCAGAGAGAUGAUGCUCUGGAGCGGCAUUCAAUCAUCCGAUGUGACCAACAGAAAAGAACGACUGAUCCGAGGUCACAAGCAGUGUCUCAAAAUGUGAUUUCUGAUCCAAAUGCUUGGCAAAAUCAUUCUCUGCGCAUUGCAGAUCUGCAGAGCAAGCUACGUCGUGUACGUCAAGAGCUGGAAGAGAAAUCAGAGGAAUUACUUGACAGUCAACAACAAGUUCAAUUACUAGAGGUGGAGUUACGAAAAAUGCACCAGCAGGUCUGUGAACUCUCCCAAAUGGCUGCACAGUCUCGUAGUUAUCGUGAUGAACUUGAUGCGCUAAGAGAGCGUUCACGGCGCUCUGAGGGACAAGUAAAUUCUCUCAUGGAGAAGUUACGCACCAUGGACCUUGUUCAACGAGCGUUACAGGAAGAGAAAGAGUUUUCAAGAAGUUUAUUGGAAGAUAAAGAAGUGUUAGAACAUCAACUUUCUGCAGAAAGGGAACGUUCAGAAAGACUGCGAAUGUGCGAGAGAGAAAAGCAGUUACUUGAAGAGAAGCUGAAGAGAACUGAAAUGGAGAGAGACUCGGAGGGCCAAAGAGUGCAGAGUCUGCUUCAUGAUAAUCUAACUCUGGCAGAAGAGAUACGAAUGUUAAGGGAAGAGACCACUCAAGUUUGGGAAAGAGUGUAUGAGACUGAUGGUACUACAGUCCCAAAGUGGGAAAUAAGGCCUGUGACUGAGAGGGAAGAAAGUUGGGAAAAACAGGACACUGAAGCUGAAUUUUUGGACCUAAGCUCAGAGAUGUCCCAAGUUGUUCUACGUUUGGAGAAAGAAAAUCAGUGCCUAAGAGAAAGACUGCAGGUUCUUACUAGACAUAAAAUAGAACUGGAGAACACAGGACAACACCCUUUAGAGCAAAAAGAGGUAGAGGAUCGGAUCGCCGACAAAUUGGGGGACUUGUGUGUCAGAGAGGAGCCAGAUGGUGGCAGCUUAGUGGAUAAACAUCUUUCUGGAGAUGGAGACAGGGGUGAUAAAGAAAGGAAACAAUCAGAGGGAGAUAUUGACAAUGAACAACCGAAAAAUACGAAGACAGAAACUAAUGGUGAAAAGUCAGUCAAAAUUAUCAAAGGAAUUGAUCAAUCAAAACAAAAAAUUGGAAAUGGUACAGAAAGUAACAGACAUUUCAUAGACACUGAUUAUGAUGAUCAGGUAACUGAAAGACAAUUAAAAGAAACAUCUUCAGAAAUGCUGCAGUCAGCAGGUGUUCGUUCAUAUAGCCCUAAUACUGCAAAUCUGAAGAAGGAACAAUUCGAGCUAUGUUUUGACGAGAUACAAUCCCUAAAUAUGCAGCUUGUAAAUAGUAUUGUAGAAGCACAGUCAUUAAAAACUCAGCUGGAAUCAAGCACUGGAGAAGUGCAGUCAAUAAAGACCCUGUUAGAAUUGAGUGCUGUGGAGGUCAACUCAUUACAGUCUCAACUGGACCUAAAAACUGGGGAAGAGCAAACUGUAAAGACACAGUUUGAAUUAUGUCAGAGAGAAGUUCAGACAUUAAAAACACAACUAGAAUUGAGCACCACACAAGUAAAAUCUCUUACUACACAACUGGAGCAGAGUACUGGAGAGUUACAGUCAUUAAAAACGCAACUUGAACAGAGUGAUGGAGAAGUACAGUCUCUGAAGGCCCAACUAGAAAUGAGCACAAAUAGGGAGCAAUCUCUGAAUGCACAACUGGAAUUAUUAUCUGGAGAGGUAAAGUCACUGAAGACACAGUUGGAGCUGAGUGCUGGAAGGGAACAAUCAGCAAAAACACAGCUGGAUGUGAGUGUUGCAGAGGUACAAUCACAGGAUAUUCAACUCAAGUUGAUUUCUGGAGAGUCAAGAUCACUAAAAACACAGCUAGAGCUGAAUAAUAGAGAGCUCCAAUCACUACAGACGCAGUUAGAAUUGAGAUCUGAAGAGAUUCAAUCAUUGAACACACAGCAGAAAUUGAGUGCUGAAGAGGUAGAAACACUGAAGACCCAGCUGGCAUUAAGUUAUGCCGAGGUGCACUCUUUAAAUACAAAGCUUGAAUUGGGUGAUGCUGAGAUACAGUCAUUGAACAGACAGGUGCAAGAGAAAGAAAAUGAAAACACAGUGUUACAAGGACAAUUUCACGAGAUGCUUGUAGAGAUAAAGUUAUUAAAACAACAAUUAUCCGAUAUGAAAGAGUCACACUUACUUAAGCAACAUCUACAAGAAAAUUCUGAGGAGAUGCAGUUCUUAAAAAAGCAGCUAGCAGCCAGCACAAGAGAUAUGCAAUCCAUAAAGAUGCAUCUCCAAGAAAGAGAGGAACAAUCAUUAAAGAGGCAAGUUAAAGAAAGCACAAGUGAAAUAGAGAUACUAAAAAGACAACUAGGUGAGAGAACUGCAGAGGCUCAAACACUUAAAGCAACCUUAGAAAAAAGAGAAGAAGUAGAAAAGAUAUGGGAAAAGCAACUGCAGGAAAAAUCUGGAGAAAUACAUCUGCUCCGAAAAAAUUUAGAAAAUAGAGAAGAGUUGGAGAAUUUAGUGAAGAAGCAGCUGGAAGAGAAAACUGUUGAAAUGCAGAUUAUAAAGAAAAACCUGGACAAAAGAGAACAAACAGAGCAUAUGCUGAAGAAACAGCUCCAAGAAAGAUGUAAUGAAGCAAAUCAACUCACAAGGAAUAUAGAAAAAAGAAAUGAAUUAAUUAAGUUACUGGAAAGUCAACUGGAAGAGAGAACAGGGGAGAUAAAAAUACUUAAGAGAAGCUUGGAAAAGGAAGAUGAACUAGAACAAUUACUGAAAAAGCAGUUAAAAGAGAAAACUGAUGAGACGAAAGAACUCAGGGAGAACUUGGCCAAAGAAGGAGAAUUUCAGCAGGUUAUUAAAAGACAACUGGAUGACAAAGUGGGUGAAAUACAAGAUCUUAAACAGAAGUUGGCAAAUAGGGAAGAAUUAUAUGAGUUGGUACAAAGACAACUGGAGGAAAGGACAUCAGAGGUGCUGGAACUCAAAAGAAACUUGGAAAAAAUAGAAGGCAUAGAACAGCUAGUUAAGAAACAACUGGAAGAGAGCACCAUUGCCAUUCAGUUUCUUCAAAAGCAGUUGCAAAACACUUGUAAUGAUGGACAAUUAUUGAGACGAGAGCUUGAGCAGAGUCAAAGAGAAAAGAUAUCAGAGUGUAGGAAACUGGAAGAAAGUUCUCAAAAACUAAAGACCCUAAAGAUACAGUUACAAGAAAAAGACACAAUGAUUCAGUCUUUAAAGAUGCAACUCAAGGAUAUGGAGGAGAAAUGUCUUCAGAGUCAUCUUCAAGAGAACACAAAUGAGACUGAUACACUGGUGACUCUGACAGCAGAAUCAACUUCAUUGAAAAGCCAGCUUCAUGGAAUGUCAGAGCAAAUUGAAAGUCUGACUAGAAAAAUACAAAAAAGUGCAGAGAAAGAGGAUACUUUACUUAGAAGGAUUAAAGAGUGUGAGACAGAUAUACAUGCCCUGCAAAAACAGCUAGAAGAAAGAGAAGAACAAAUAUUACUUCAGGGAAGGCAACUAGAUGAAAGUGUGGGAAAGCAGCAGUCCCUAAACCGAAAGUUGGAAGAGAGUGACUGGGAAUUGCAAGUACUUAAGAGGCACUUAGAGGAAAAUGAAGGCAGGAGGAAAGUGCAGCAAAGACAACUAGAAGAACAUUCAAGAGAAAGACAAUCAUGUCAGAACCUCUUGAAAGAGAAUGAGGAAGAAAUACAGUCUUUGAUAAGACAAUUGAAAGACAAAGAUAUAAGUGAGAUUUCACUAAGGAGACAGAAUAAAGAAAAAGCAGAAGAGAUAGAGUCCCUAAAAAGGCAACUUCAAAAAGAUAUAGAAGAAAUAGAAUCACAAAAAAGACAUCUAGAAGAGAGAAAUGGGGAAAAUUUUAUGCUCAACAGACGCUUGGAGGAAAGAGAGCAGCUAUUAAAGAGACAACUGGAGGAAAACAUUGCAGAACUCCAGUUCCUAAGGAGACAGCUACAAGAAAGUGCUGAACAAGAGAAGUCAUGGAAGAUCCAAAUAGAGGAAAAUGAAAGAGAAAUGAUGUGUUUGAAACGGCAGUUAGAUGAGAGAAUUUUGCAAGCUUCAGAGAAACAAAAACAUGAGAGUUCAGAGAUUCAAAUUCUGAAGAAACAGCUAGAUGAAAUGACCAGAGAAAGACAGUACAUGCCCAAUUUAAUUCAUGAAGAAAAGCAGUCAGGGACUGGUGAGGUAAAUUCACUGGAAAAACAAAUGCAGCAGAAAGAUGAACAGACACAAUGUCUAAUGAAACAACUUCAAGUAAGUUCUAAAGAGGCAGAAAUCUCUCAGAAACUACUCCAAGAAAAAGAAGCAGACAUAAAAACCCUUAAAAUCCAGUUAGAAGAAAUCACGGGAAAAGAACAUUUACUAAUAAAACAGCUAAAAGAAAGGGAGAUAUAUGAGCAGUCUCUUAAAUGCAAACUGGAUGAGAGCAAAAAGAUGGCAGAACUAUUUCAAAGACAGUUGCAAGAAAGUGCUGAAGAUAUUCAGGUUCUUAAAAGUCAGCUAGAGCAGAAAGCUGGAGAAAAGACAUCCUACAAAAGAAAAGCUGAAGAUAAAACAAACAACAGUUUUCAAGAGGCAGAGCCUCGAAAAAGGCACUCGGAAGCAAACUCUGGAGAAAUAGUUUCAGUGAAGAGAUUGCUGCAAGAAGGUCAGGAGCUAAAAUUAAGCGGACGACUAAAAGAAAACAAGUCGCUAAGCCCACAACCAUCAACAUUUUCAGAAUAUGUUUGUAUUCCGUGUGGUUUUGAAACCAUAAAUAUUGAAUCCACUUCUUCAUUUCUCAAGAGUGUACCUUUUACCUCAGAAACAACAACCCUCUCUGGAUUUAAAAUCAACACUGUAUCUUCUGGUCAGGCGACCUCCACAACAGAUUUACCUUCUACAUCUGAUCCAAAUUCUGUUCAUAUACCUCUUUCUGCAAGAGAAUCACCCCUGUCUCUGCUACUUAUAGAACUGCAUGGUGUACGAAGAGAGCGUUCAGAUUUACAAGGACGUUAUGACUCCCUUCUUAGGGACCUACAAAGACAGGAGGGAGAGCUGGAAAGGAUGCAGAGAGAACUGAGACGAGGUCGGAAUGCUAUGAGAGUCCUGAAACAAGAACAUCGUGAACUGCAGGAGAGGUUCUCUCAACUGUCUAUACAAGGAGAGCAAAUCCAGCAGGAGCAGCAAAGAAAGGUGCAAGAGCAGAUGGAUAGAGCUAACGAAUUUCAAAUGGAAAACAAGAGACUACAGGAGGAAAACAAGAGACUUGAAGAGGAGCUGUCUCGAAUAGAAAAGACUUAUACUGAAAAGACCUCAGAGCUAAGAGAAAUGAAGAGACAGCUAGGAGCUGAACAGAGACAGCGAGAACAGCUUGAGAGAGAGCGCAUGGAAUUGAAGGAAUGUGUACAACGCAUGGAGAUUAGCAAUACAGCUCUAGCUGAACAGUGCCAGGUGUUGUCCCAGGUGAAAUUUACUAUUCAGGAGCAAAAUAAUCAUUUGCUGUCUCAGAAUAAUGCAUUAACCCAAGACAAUCGUGAAUUAUUAGAGAAGAGUCUGGAAAGUGGAGCUUUAAGACAAGAGGAGGAAAGACGCUACAGAGAGAAAUUGACAGAGUUGAAACAUGAGAAGCAAAAACUACUUGAUAAGAUCAUGGAUCAGUAUCGAGUACUGGAACCAGCUCCUGCAGUGCACAGUAACAAGAGGAGUAACUGGAUAACGGAUAAAAUGAAGAGACUCCUGAAGACCAAGGAAAAGCCUUCAAGAGGCCUUGGAGACACACCACGCUUUCUGAACCCUCCUAACGAGCCUUUCUUGGAGCCAAACAGUCCAUCAAAAGCUGAAGAUGGGGUUCUUCGUCGCAGUAGAAGCUCGCUCAGUGUCUCUAGCCAGUCCUACCAGAUGACACCUCGUUUUCGUCGUGUAAAGUUAAGCUCCACCAUUCGCGGCAGUGAAUCAUUCAGCGUAGCAGAUACUUCUCCCAGAGAUAAAUUUCGCCUGAGACAGAGGGGGAAAACACAUGACAGUGAAGAUGAAGAUACAGCAUCUGAAGGAAAGAGAGACAGCAAAGGCGAAAAUACACCGUAGAGGCCAAAAGUACCAGUUGGGAUGAAACAUAUUUGAGGAGACUUGUCAUUUAUUUACCCAUAACACAAUAAAGUCUGGAUGCAUACAGGGACGUUUAUUAAGACUUGUAUUUUAUAUGCUGCUCUUAAUCUGAGGUCUGUUAGCAUAAAAUGCACCACAAUUAUUUAAGAGUCUCAUGCCUCUUAAUAACGGCCAGUCCAUGCACCAGAACUGAAAACUACAACAACUAGAAGCUCGUGUAGACUUCAGGCAUCAUUUAAAUUAUAUCUCAGUGUUUUAAUUAAUGUCCCAGGCCACCUAGGCCCCAACCUGACUUUUUUUUUGUCUUGGAUAGGCUGUUUGUUACAUGUUUUUUUUCCCCUAUAAACACAUUUUCUAUUAGUGCAUAUAAACAUAUAGAGAUUACAAAUUACAAUGUAGAGCAAAAGGAUGACAACCAGUUCAAGAACUGAGCCCCAAUAUCUGGCAUCUAUUAAAUAGACCAAACAAUUGUAGAUAGUAAGAUAAGGCAACUCUGUCCAUUGAUGGUUGCUGAAGGAAAUACCACAGUUUUUGUUGCACUAUUUCAUAAACUCAUCAAUACUUUUCCUCUGUAUAAAAGGGAAGCCCUGGUUGCUAUGGAAGUAAUGUGAUAUAUAAGUAUAUACUAUCAUUAUUUGUUACCAAUAAAACUAAUAAAUUAAAUAUCACUAUAAGCUACCCAUAGAAUGAAAUGUUUUUAAAACUAUCCUUUAUACUGUGGACAUUGGUGCUCCCACCCACAUUAUAAAUUAGAAGUGGAGGGCAGAGGACUUACUCAGAUUGCAAAUUAAAAUAAUAAUAUAUCUUUUCGAUUCACAUGCUACAGAAAUCUGUUUAAGGGUGCUUUCACACAUUGGUUUUUAUGGCAUUUUCUGCACUUUUGUAUUUUUUUGUUUACCCUGUUUUUAAGUUUUUCAGAAUAUAACAUAUUAAGCUAUCAGGUAUGUGAAUAAUCAUUCUACAGGAUCACACAGGAUCAAUUUAACAUUGAACAGAUACAGCCGUCAAUCAAUGUUGCUCGAACUGCUCACAUCACGCCGUAAUGAAUCAGUACAUAUUAAGGUAGUCAUUUGUAACUGAAGCACAAUGUAAACUGUAAUAAAGUGUGUGAUUGCAAUAAAA
Messenger RNA from Bufo gargarizans (Asiatic toad), 7972 nucleotides. RefSeq names its product coiled-coil domain containing 88B (gene CCDC88B). The record is from RefSeq and is a predicted model, not a curated record. Lineage: Eukaryota; Metazoa; Chordata; Amphibia; Anura; Bufonidae. Gene Ontology annotation, cellular component: cytoplasm; centrosome. The transcript is spliced from 20 exons. Gene Ontology annotation, biological process: cytoskeleton-dependent intracellular transport; cytoplasmic microtubule organization. Bases 146 to 6829 code for a protein of 2227 amino acids. Gene Ontology annotation, molecular function: dynein light intermediate chain binding; microtubule binding.